This is a messenger RNA of Macrobrachium nipponense, 3915 nucleotides long. RefSeq names its product nephrin-like. The record is from RefSeq and is a predicted model, not a curated record. Lineage: Eukaryota; Metazoa; Arthropoda; Malacostraca; Decapoda; Palaemonidae.
UGAAAAAUCUUGGUUUACAAUUAUCAACUGAAAAACUUGAAAUUUAUAAUUAUCAAUUGAAAAAACCUAAAGUUUAUAAUUAUCAAUAAAUAAAUAAAAAAAAACUAAUUCGUAGUUGGUGAAAAAAGACAGGACAAUAAUGUAUUUCAUUCCAACGGCAACUUUCAUCUUCGCUUUCAUCAGUGGCAUCGCUGCCUCCAAGGACACAGAAGACUCGAUGAUUGACGUAUGGGUCAUGUCUGGGGGGAGGGCCAGCCUCCCUUGUGUGCCAAAACCUAAAUUGAAAGAUGACCAGCCAGUUCUGGUCCUCUGGUACCGUCGAUUCAGCAGUUCUCUGCCCAUAUACAGUUACGACGCCCGGGUGGGCGAUUUCUCCAACGGCGUCAGAUGGUGGGACGAAGUCGCCUUGGGCAGGAGGGGCUAUUUCGUGCCCUCCAGCGGACCCCCAGCGCUGGUGCUGGAACCCGCCCACGUCCAUGAUCAGGACGUCUACACCUGCCGGAUCGACUACCGCGUUUCGACUUCCACGUCAACCAGAGUCAACCUCACGGUGGUCGUGCCCCCUGGACCACCCGUGGUGAUUUGGGAAGGCAGAGAGAUGGUGGGGACAGUAGGACCCCUUCAGGAGAACCAGCUGACGGAACUUACCUGCCGGAGUGUCGGGGGGCGGCCUGCCCCUACUCUCACCUGGUGGAGUGAGGGCAGAGAGCUGCCCCUCCUCUACGCUAAUUCCUCCUUGGACCCUGUGACAGGAACGAGUGUGGUCGAAGCCACCUUGUCAGUGACGGCCAAACGAGAACUCCAGGGCGGAUCUUUGAAGUGUUGCGCCCUCACGCCCAAUCACCUCAACGCCUCCGAGGCUGCAUCAGUUUCCCCUCGGAGUGUCUCAGUGUCACUCAACAUCACACUCUCCCCAGUGGAAGUGCGGAUACUGGAACCGAGCCCCAUCGUAGCCAAUUCAGGAACCACCAUCAACGUCGUCUGUCGCGCCCUUGGGUCGCACCUCCCUCCUGCGGAUCUCUCCUGGUGGAGGGGCAUCAGGUCCCUGGAACCCCAUGUUACUCACGCCGCCAGCUCAGACUCGUUCCGUCUCACCACGAGACAGAUACAGGACGGCGGGAACAUCACGACAGCCACUCUGACCAUCUCGGUGACGGGCGAGGACGACGGCGCGACUGUCACCUGCACAGGUGUGAAUCCAGCUCUGUCUCACGAACCUCUGUCAGACAGGAGGAAGCUCAUCGUCUACUACGAGCCCAUCGUGGACCUCACCCUCGGGAAGCCCUUGGACGCCGAGAACAUCAAGGAGGCGGACGACGUCUACUUCGAGUGCGGCAUCAAGUCGAAUCCGAGAUUCCAUCGGAUCGAGUGGUACCAUAAUGGCCAGGAAGUCUCCCAGAACAUCAGCACAGGAGUCGUCAUUAGUAAACAGUCCCUCGUCAUCAGGAGAGUUGUCAGGAGUCAGUCGGGGUCCUACACCUGCGUGGUCACCAAUGUUCAGGGGCGAACGGUCAGCAAUACCUUGUCAUUGACAGUCCAGCAUGCCCCCAUAUGCGCCGGCCCAACAGGUCAAGAGAGGACCCAAGGAGCAGCACGAGGGACGGUGGUAAGAGCCAAGUGCAGAGUGGAGGCCGAACCCUCUUCCAGCUUGAUCUGGUCCUGGGUGCGGAAAAGGACCGACGGGAGUGAGGAGAUUCUGUCCCCUAACAAGUAUGCUGUCGAAGGCCUCACAUCGACCCUGACGGUCGUGCCUGAGAGGAGGGAGGAUUACGGUCGUCUGCUCUGCCGGGCGACAAAUAGCGUCGGGCGUCAGAAGGAGCCGUGUGUAGUCAACCUCGUGCCUGCCGGGCCACCUGACACGCCCACCAACUGCUCUGCCACGACUGUCAACCCUGAUGCUCUUCAGCCAGCCCUUGCUGUCACUUGUUUGGAGGGGUUUGACGGAGGGCUGCCUCAAAGUUUCCUGCUGGAGGCUUGGCAGGGUGGACUGGUCCUUGCGAAUAUCAGCAGCGAGUACCCUGAGUGGGUGCUCAGCGGCAUGGAGGCAGGUAAAGGGGUUAUACUGAACAUCGUGGGUCAUAAUAUUCGUGGUCGAAGUGAUCCUGUAACUAUGGAGGUUCAAACUAGUAGCGCCCAGCAUAGAGCAGCUCCAGUUCAAGAGUCAGCUGUGGAGGUUCCUCCAAUUCUCGGUGCUGCUUUGGGAGUCUUGGGAGUGAUUUUGGUGUUGCUGUUGGUUGGGGUAGCCAUUGUUAAAAGGUCCUACCGUUGUCCUAGAAAACCAGUUAAUGACAAGACAUUAGCAUCUUCCUCUACUGAAGGACUAGACCCUGAUGUUGUGCAGUCCAUUAAGCGUUUGGAUGUUGUCCCGUGCCUCCAGGAGGAACACAAUAAAGAAGAAAUAGAUCCAAUGUUCACUUUCUCAGAGCACAUCUACCCGCCUGAUGACACAAGGGAGACUGAGGUAUCUCAUGAAAUUACUGAAGAAGGUAUUGGAAAAAAAGCUCUUCUGCCUGGCAAGGUACAGACACAUUCUUCAGAGUCGCCUCGACAACGCCGACAGUAUGGCAUAGGUAGACAAAGGCUGAACCUACCCCAUGAUCAAAGUGAAGACUCAGGUGUGUCUGAAUCAGAAUCUGACAAUGAACUGAAGAUCCCUAAAGCAGAGGGGAGCUCAUCAUCUGCACCAUGUUCGAAAGGUGAAUCAGAUCGGCCUUACAUUGCCGUACCUAGAGACAGAGCUGUAAGAUCAUCAGAAAAGAAGUCAUCAGGUGGAGACUCAGGAUGCAGACAUUCUUCCUCCCUUGUAGAUAUAAGCACAACUCAUUCCUCUACAAAGGAUUCAUAUGAGACACCUGAAGGUGGUCACCAUACUUCAAGGAUAUCCCAUGAAGGCAUUCCUUUUGCCAUUCCUUUGAGGGAGAUGCCUUUGGACCCUACGUCCAGGGAAGUACACUUGGGAACAAGCAAGAGAGAGUCUCCAACUCGAGGAUACAAUGCUUUACCAGUUGAGGUGAUCUGCCUUACUGUUUCACCAACAAAAGUUCUCAGUCCAGUAGCUAAUAAAGGGGAGAUACCUUCCAAGACGAAGAACGUGUAUCCCUUAAUGCAGGAAUUACAAGAGUCAGAACAACCAAAAAGAGAUCCAGCCAGAAUUCCUAGCUUAGACAGGAGCGAGAGUGGAGUACCCGUUACUUUAUACAAAGCAGAUACUGGAAAACUUCUUUUACUUCCUAGAAAACAUGAUUAUGAGGGGAUUGGGGUUCAGUUAACUACAACGCCAGUUUACGCAAUAUCAACUCUACCAAAAACUACUGGGAAGAGAAGGAAAGCCAGUCUAGAGACUAGGACCAAAGAAAAUGAUUCAAGCAAAAAGUUACCCACAAGUAAAGAUCUUGAUACAAAAACGGUUGGUCAAAGAGAUUACAUUCCUCCAGUGCAUCCUGACGUCUGUCGAAGAGAAAGCUCAGUAUAGUACAAGUCCUGAAUUCCAAGACGACACCUUCCAGAUUCUAAUCCACCUAGAUUUAAAUCCACGAGAAAAACAAUUCAUUUGUCAGCAGUAUUUUCCAAGAACUCUCAGGUAUCGUUUUUGUCCAGGUUGUAAGCACAAGGAAAUUAUGUAAAACAAUGUAGGAAUCUAUCUAUUUUAAACUUUCUCUAUCUGAGAAAGUGCACAGACGAAUCUAGUAGAUGUUACAGAAAUGAUCGAUUGUGUGCAUCCGCUGCGGACGCUUCAGAGACUGACAAAAAUACUCAACUUCAGUAUAACUUUUUGUAUAUAUAUAAAACGGUUUGUUAACUGCACCUGGAUGAGAUACAGUUGACCAGAUCGAGGCGUAUACGUGAAGUCUAUAUUUUUAUGUAUAUUAUCUGCAUAUUGCAGAAACUCUAUGUAUGCAUGUAUCAUGUUGCUAA